Molecule: messenger RNA, 1071 nt
Organism: Alnus glutinosa
Lineage: Eukaryota; Viridiplantae; Streptophyta; Magnoliopsida; Fagales; Betulaceae
Product: F-box/kelch-repeat protein At1g80440-like
Exons: 1
Coding region: 1-1071 (356 amino acids)
Biological process (GO): regulation of phenylpropanoid metabolic process; negative regulation of cytokinin-activated signaling pathway
Molecular function (GO): protein binding
Source: RefSeq, a predicted model, not a curated record
AUGGAGCUGCUUUCAGAUCUACCCGACGAUGUCGUCCGAGAUUGCUUGAUUCGUGUAUCCUACGACCAGUUUCCCACCAUUGCAUCGGUGUGUAAAGGUUGGAUGGUCCAGGUUCAGCUUCCGGAGUUUCAUCGCUUAAGGAAGGCCGCUGGCCAUGCCCAAAAGCUCAUUGUCAUGGUCCAAUCCACCGCCCAACCGGACCGGAAUCUCGGACUGGCAAAAUAUUCUGUUCACCCGGUUCACCGCCUCACUCUUCAUGAACCGGAUACAGGUGCUUGGUGGGAAAUGUCGUUGCCUCAGGAUCCGGGGAUGUAUGACGGGUUGCCGAUGUUUUGCCGUUUGGCGGGCUUCGGGUCAUUUUUGGUGGUGAUGGGCGGGUGGGACCCGGUCACGUGGAAGGUCUCCAAUUCGGUGUUCAUCUACCAUUUUCUUUCUGCCAGGUGGCGGCGUGGGGUUGAUAUGCCAGGUGGGCCCAGGACAUUUUUCGGGUGUGCUUCAGAUUGUGAUGGUGGGAUCGUUUUUGUCGCCGGUGGACAUGAUGACGAGAAGACGGCAUUGAGGUCAGCGAUGGCAUAUGACGUGGCAAAAGACGAGUGGGUUGUGUUGCCAGACAUGGCAAGAGAGCGUGAUGAGUGCAAGGCGAUAUUCCACGCUGGCAAGCUCCACGUCAUUGGCGGCUAUUGUACGGAUAUGCAAGGCCGGUUCGAGAGGAGCGCCGAGGCGUUUGAUGUGGGCGCGUGGCAGUGGGACCAUGUGGAGGAGGACUACUUGGAGGCUGGCACGUGUCCGUCGGCCUGUGUUGGUGUUGACGACGGGCAUGUGUACAUGUGUAGGGGAAGUGAUGUGGUGGCAUCACAGAAAGGUGGAAAGUGGGAAGCGGUGGCCAAGCUUCUUGCUGAGGUGUGCAAUACGGCUAAUACAGCCACGUGGGGAUCCAAGCUGUUAGUGAUGGGGUCUGCAGGAUUUUGUCAGUCCUACGUGGCAUACAUGCUGGAUUUGAGAAGUAAGACAUGGACGAAGUUAGAGACCCCUUGGAGAUAUGUUCAAUUAGGGUGUUACCUGGAGAUUUAG